GAAUUAGCAUAUUUGAAAGUGUAGUGGGGCGAAAUUAGAAUUUGAGGUAAAUUUUGAUUCCACUCUAAAUCAGUCUUACCAAUUUUUCACUCUUCUGCGAUUACUAGAGACGCCGGAGGGCAGCGGAAAAUCUCUAUGAUAUUGAACCUCAAAAAGAAAAGGAAAAAUGCAAAAACCGACGCCCCCGUAUUGCUCAACUCUUGAUAUUAUUCAAGAAUAAAGAUUUAUGAUGGUUUGAGUUUUCCUGCUUCAACUAAUUCCUCAGAAGGGGAAGGAAGAGAUUAAAGAUGAGUCAACAGCCAUCAGUUGUUUUGGCUACUGCAAGCUAUGAUCACACCAUCCGUUUCUGGGAAGCGAAAAGUGGGCGCUGCUAUCGAACAAUCCAGUACCCAGAAUCUCAAGUGAACAGGCUUGAGAUUACUCCAGAUAAGCGCUACCUGGCUGCAGCUGGGAAUCCGCAUAUUCGACUGUUUGAUGUCAAUUCAAACAGCCCUCAGCCCGUGAUGAGCUAUGACUCACACACUAAUAAUGUAAUGGCUGUUGGAUUUCAAUGCGAUGGAAAUUGGAUGUAUUCAGGAUCUGAAGAUGGAACUGUGAAGAUAUGGGAUUUAAGGGCACCAGGUUGCCAGAGGGAAUAUGAAAGUCGUGCAGCAGUUAACACUGUGGUUUUGCACCCAAAUCAGACUGAAUUGAUAUCCGGGGAUCAAAAUGGUAAUAUCCGCGUAUGGGAUUUAACAGCAAAUUCUUGCAGUUGUGAGUUGGUACCAGAAGUUGAUACAGCAGUACGAUCCUUGACUGUAAUGUGGGAUGGUAGCUUGGUGGUUGCAGCAAAUAACCGUGGGACAUGCUAUGUAUGGCGUCUCAUGCGAGGAACACAGACUAUGACCAACUUCGAGCCACUUCAUAAACUUCAGGCUCAUGACGAGUAUAUACUUAAAUGUUUGCUUUCGCCAGAGUUAUGUGAGCCUAAUCGGUAUUUGGCUACUGCAUCUUCGGACAACACUGUCAAAAUAUGGAACGUGGAUGGUUUUACGUUGGAAAAAACACUAGUGGGUCAUCAGCGCUGGGUUUGGGACUGUGUUUUCUCUGUCGAUGGUGCUUUUCUAAUCACAGCUUCCUCCGAUUCAACUGCAAGAUUGUGGUCCAUGGCCACCGGUGAAGAGAUCAAAGUCUACAGAGGACAUCAAAAGGCAACUGUGUGCUGUGCUCUUCAUGACGGGACUGAGCCUUCGUGAUUAACGUGGAACGACUCUCAUCCUUGCUGCAUUUCAAAUUGAAACUAUGCAGCUGCAGCUACCUCAGUCUGAUCACGUAUAUGAACAUGAUUAUGCAUCCCUUUGCUUGGCUGCACAGUGAUGAAAUCGAUAAAAAGGGCCAUUGCAAGCAUGUUGGGAGUUUUCUUGAUCGACUUUGGUUGGCAGUGUGUGAAUAUUAGUUUCUUGUAUGAUUUUCAUCACUUUCUGAAUUUCUUCUGUUGAAGUUUAGCUUAUAUUAUACGUUUUCUAGACUUCUCUUUUCUAUAAUUAGUUUGGUGGAAUCACUUUGUUGC
This is a messenger RNA of Salvia miltiorrhiza (redroot sage), 1549 nucleotides long. RefSeq names its product target of rapamycin complex subunit LST8-1. Gene Ontology annotation, cellular component: TORC1 complex; TORC2 complex. Lineage: Eukaryota; Viridiplantae; Streptophyta; Magnoliopsida; Lamiales; Lamiaceae. The record is from RefSeq and is a predicted model, not a curated record. Gene Ontology annotation, biological process: regulation of actin cytoskeleton organization; TOR signaling. The coding region runs from base 288 to 1235 and encodes 315 amino acids. The transcript is spliced from 11 exons. Gene Ontology annotation, molecular function: protein binding.